AUGAGCCAUGGGAGUUGGCCAAGGCCAGAAGUCGUGGUUUGUAAUCAUGAAAUUGAAGCUCAAGUUGUAACAUCGAAGACAGAUGCAAAUCUUGGACGACGUUUCUAUCGGUGCUAUAUUUGGAAGGAGGGUGACUGCAAGUUCUUCCGCUGGAUUGAUCCAUCUUUGUCACCGAAUCAAGAGAACUAUAUGCAAAAAUUGAAAGUGGAGAAGGACAACAUGCAAAAAGAAUUGCAAGCGAGAGUUGCUAUGCAUGAUAUGCUAACAGAGAAAGUCCGUUCCAAAGAGGUUGAAUUGGAAUCACUCCAAAUAGUGGCUGAAAAUUUGCAUCGACAGAACCGGAACUUGAAGUAUGCCAUUUUGUGUUUAUGUGUUGUGGUGUGGCUUCUUAUCUAG
Molecule: messenger RNA, 396 nt
Organism: Salvia hispanica
Lineage: Eukaryota; Viridiplantae; Streptophyta; Magnoliopsida; Lamiales; Lamiaceae
Source: RefSeq, a predicted model, not a curated record